UUUCAGAGAAAAAAAAAAGCCUGGGGAAUGGAGCAUUGGAGGAAGAAAUUUCCGAAAUAAAAAUUAAAUCACCAAGAUGCGACUCAGAUCCCGGUCUUGCGGCUUUACCGCGAUUUUUACGAUUGAUCCAAUUUCUGACAACGCUAGUGGUAUUUUCAUUGACUGUCUACUUGACAGCUAUGUCAGUGAGAUAUUUGACAGAUGUAGCAUGCAUUUUACUAAUCUGCCUGACUAGCUCUCACCUAUUUUUUCAAGCAUUGGAUAUAAUGAAUCAAUUUUUUGGAGAUAGUGUUCCCGAGUCACCGAUGUACAUUUUCAGCUUGACAGGAAUGAUUCUUUUUGCUAUCGCCGGCAUUUCCCUAAUUUAUUAUGUCACAUCGCUUAUGGCAUUUUGGGCUAUUUUAAUGACCAUGAUAUUAUGCUUCGUCAUCAGUAUUUUGUACGCGAUGGAAGUGAUAGCAGUUCUUCUGUACUGGAAGAAAAAAUACUCGUCAUGGAAAAAAUGCCAUCCAUUAACGAUCGAGGCAACAUCGGUUGAACCAAUAACCAGAACAUUAUUCACAAAAGCUUGCGACUUUCCCUCCUCAGAUGUCAAUAUUUGCAAAUGUGAAAUAACAACAAGUGUAAGUGGACAAGGCUUGGUAGAUCCGAGUAUGGAUACAUCUGGGCAACAUGAAACAAGAAAAAUUAGUUUCGCCCGAAGACGUCAGUAUGUUGAUUCACCUUGCAGUGUGCCAGCACUUUCAAUUCAGACAGUUGGUCAGGUUCAAACUGACAACGGAAUGACAAGUUCUGGAGAAGCACAAACAAUAAGGGCCGAAACGAAAGAGAAAAUUAUGCAAACGUCAAGUCCAUGUCAAUCACUAGUAACACCUGACCGUGAAUCCCAUUUGAUUUCACAACCGUUUUUGACUUCUGGUCAUUGCCUGCCUCCUCAAGUACCUCAACCCGCGAUAUUAUGCCCACAAUAUCAAAUGCCAUGUUCAGGAGUCUGUCCUCCUGUUGUAAUUGUUCGAGGGGCAUUAAGUGGGUCUUGUUGUGGAUCAUGUAAUUGUAGUGACCAUCCGGAUCAAAAUCCACAACUACAUCAUCCGAGUCGAACGCAAGAUAAAAUCUAUGAACGACAUCAAAAUUCUGCUGCUUUACCGCGGACUACAGCAAUAAUUCUAGAUUCUGACAUCGAUAGAACUUCUGGUGAUCAAAGGCCUGACGAAAAGGGUCCUGCGCAUAGUCUUGGAGAAGCACUUGAGCAUUCAAAUGAUGUUAUUAAAAAAAGUGUAUCAUCAGUCAAAAAAUUACGACCAGAGAUUCGAAAAGGGACCAGUAAACAGGAUGAUAAAAGAACAAUGUCAAAAAGUGAACAAAGUUUUCGCAGAACCAAUGAAAAUGAUAGUUCUGGAACAAUCAGCUCAGAUAUUGAAAAUUCUAAUGGGAGGAAGAUUCACAGAUCUAUGGCAAUAUUUGAUGCGAGACAACAGAGUUUUAAAAAAGACGAUUUAUCCUCGGAAAUUUCCACGAGUCCAUCUGAAAUAGUGGGUAUGAGAGAUAAUCAGUCUCAAUUGAAAACAAGAAAAUUUGGAAGCCAGAAAUAUUCAUCCAAGUCUGGUGAAGCUAUUGAUUUUAAGAAUAGAAAACCAGACGAUCAAAGCUUUGAUUUGAAUAAAACAAGAAAAACAAAAAGCAAAAAUUUAUCAAUGAUCCCGACUGAUGAAAGUGCAACAUCAUCAGCAGGCACUUCCCCAAAUUUGAUUACAAAUAAAUCCAAGAAAUCGUGGCCGGCUUUAGAAGAAGGCGCCUCCCAGGUCUACGACAAAUUAUUUACAAUGUUAAAAACGAAAGUUAGUGAAGAAAUUGAAAGAAAAUUCAGCGAGAAGUCAGCCCGAGAGACUGCAGAAGCAACAUUCACUCGUGAAGAUUCUAACUUAUCACCAAACACCGUUGCUACUAAAAUUGCCAAACGAGCUAAACCUCUAUAUCGUGAAAGUCUGUCAACUGACAAGUCCGAAGGCACGGAGACUGAAAAAUCCCGACAAUCAGCAGAUGCUCAUGGAGAGGAUUCAAGAGUUAUUAAGAAAUCAAAUAGAAAUCUGACGAGCAAUUCUCCUCUGUUACAAUUGCCAAGGAAUUAUGAAUCCAUUGAUUCACCUCACACUAGUAAUAUGGAAACUAGGAACAAAACAAUAAACUCAACGACUUAUGAAUAUUCAUCUAAUGGACACAGAAAAAUAAUAGAACGUAUAGAAGAGGCAGAUCUUUCAUUGCAGAGGAACGAGGGACCCAUGAACAAUAAAAUUUCCACAGAGACAAUUGUUUAUAAAAGUAGCACUCCCGAUGCUUUACAAUCUGUAUCAGGCGAAUACCAGUUGACGACUUCGUAUUCAUCAAAACCUUUAUCAGUGGCAAAACCAAGUGAGGAGAAUAUCCCUACAUUCAGAGAAUCUUCUGGUACUGGCGAUAUGGGGCGCCUCACAAAUUUAUCAAACCGGAAUAGGAAUAUUGAGAAUCAAAUGGCACGUGGCAGAAUCUCUUCAAAUAAUGAUAUACAAGAAAACUCAAUUGUUGAUAGAACCAUUCCUAGUGAGCUAUCUAUCGUGAUGGAAAGUCUCAAUGAGACCAAUGAAACUCAGCAAACGAAUUUUCAUGAACAUCGUGCUCUUCAUCCAUCUCUCCCCACCCCAAAUCAAGGAUUAAAUUUGGAAGAAAAUGUAACUAUGAGGUCUUGUGAUGGAUACAUACGAGACCUCCAACGACAGUGUCAACGAAAAAAAAUUGAGUUGGGAAUUUCUACACGUGAAAUGAAGGUUCCAGUAACUUGCGGAUGGGGUUGUCAUGGCUCUUGUUUUCACAGACGAUUAUGCUUGCCUAGUGCAUGUCAGAGAAACGAUCUGCCCCAUUAUGAUCCAGAAAAUUUUGGAUAUCUGGGUAGAAAAAAAAAAUGUUCAACCAAGCGAAACGAUGGAACCCUCAAUAUUUGCUAUUUAUCCUAAUAAAUCUAUUUUGUUGUUCACGCAUAAUGGAAUCUACCCUUAAAAUUCGAAAAACUCUCAUUACAAUAAUUUUAUUAUUGUUACGCAAUUAUUUGUAAAACUGAAUACACUCAUGUUAUGUUACAUUCAUCGAAUAAAAAUUGUCCGGAAUGAUUGCUUGAUUAGAAUGAAAAAUGGAUAAU
Messenger RNA from Fopius arisanus, 3169 nucleotides. RefSeq lists its product as uncharacterized. Bases 180 to 2987 code for a protein of 935 amino acids. The transcript is spliced from 14 exons. The record is from RefSeq and is a predicted model, not a curated record. Lineage: Eukaryota; Metazoa; Arthropoda; Insecta; Hymenoptera; Braconidae.